AGUGUUGUGGGUGCCACCGUAAAGCGAGGAGGGCCAAGGCGCUCUCGGGAGCGAGUGAUCAUUUAUUUGCCAGACGUUGUAAUGGUUGAUUUACAAGAGCUCACGUGAAAACCAACACUAUUCUAGCCAUCAUGUUUACAUAUGUUUUUAGGGAAUAGAAGAACUGCUAUUUGUUAUUUAUUUCAUCAUGAAGUGUUUAAAAGAAAUCUGGAACAGAACUGUGAUUCCUGAAUUUCCAAAGGAAGGAGUUGCAUAGCAAAAUCAAUACAUUCAAUACCGACCAAAUCCGCACACUCUACUCCAUUUCGCUAAAUCCAAAUUGUGGGGAAAAUGACGCUGACAAAGUAAGAACCCAUAAAGCAAUCCACUCAGGAAAACAUGCAACUAAAAUGUGAACAAAGAAAAGCAACUCGCAAAGAUAACAGCCUGGUUUGAAAGAGGAAAAAUCUGACUCGACAAAAAACAGGAAAGUGAUCAUUACGUCAAGGCAUAAUAACAGUGGCAUGUUUCUGGAAAUUAGAAACGAUAUUAAGACACUUUCCCUGUUUGGUUUCUAUUGAAAGAAAAUAGAUUUCAUUCCCGACUUAGACGAGGUAAAAGCCAUGGAAAUCCAGCCUUGCGUUGUCACUUUUCUCCUCAUCUUGAUCGUCGAGAUACCACAGCGAUGCGAAGCCGACAGCGGUGUUCCGCUACAGUACCACGAGAGCCUCCACUCCACGAUAUCUUACGAAGACGCGAUUGACGAAGAAGAAUCGAAACGGCACCACCUUGGCCAUCACACAAGGCACGAAAAGGGCGUUCUACGCAGAGGGCCCUCCUUCCCUCCAGAGAAACAGAGACAGUACUUUCCCCAAGGUGUACCGAAGGGAAGACUCAGCAUCUACCAGUCGAGAGAGACGUUUCCAACACCCGUCACUCUGAAGAGAGAGUCGAGGCCGCAUUCCCACGACCUCUCCCGGAAGAGCAGGGAGGAGAGGGACGGGGAAUCUAGGGCAGCAGGGGGCGUAACAUCAGAGAGCUCCGUUUUGGAAGAGAACUCGAUUCAUCAAGUUGUCGGCGAUGAUGGCCAUCCGGACGAACGAGAAAGGGGAGGCCAGCCGCCUCCCACCGAAGGUCGGGGCAUCGAGGAAGCUGAUGCUGACAUCGGGACGAAAAAUGAGAAUAACAGGAUAUCGUCGAUUUCCGUCGUCAGCAUCGAAAGCGCUGGCGACCUUAAAGCCAUCGGUCAUCCAUUCUGCAGGUCAAAGGAGAAGUUCUUACCACCCGAGCUGUACGCACUGGACUCCUGCACUCUUUGCUAUUCUUACAUCCUGAACAGAGACUUAUUUAGGAAUCGAUGGAACAUAUCCGAAGAGAGAAAUCGCAUUUAUGUCUACGGAAAUCAGACCUUCUACUAUAAUAUAUUUGUCUUGAAAUCACAAAAUGACGGCAACUCCACUACGCUCGAUGCCGAGACCACCUCCGAAACUCUGUUGGAGAGUUUCGCGGGCGAGGAGGGACGCCAGAAGUGGAUCAACUGCUGUAAUGCAGCAGUGGAUUGCUGUUCGGAGAUGCUGACUCAGACGUGGCCUGAUGGUUAUUGUCCGCCAACGUGGGAUGGCUGGCAGUGUUGGCCAUCAUCUCUGCCAUCAACCGUAGUACAAAGAGCCUGUCCCUCUUACAGCUAUUUUGGGAAACCAGCCUCUUGCUCUAAAAUGGCCACAAAGAAGUGUGAGGCCGACGGACGGUGGUACCGUCGGGGAGUAUAUGAAUGGAGCAACUACUCGUCCUGCAGCGUAGCUCAGAAUAUCAUCCGUCGACUCUACGUUCAUACGGCUGCUUACAGCAUCUCCGUAGCGGCUCUCCUGCCAGCCCUCUGCAUCUUCUUUGCCUACAAGCAACUUCGAGUUCAUCGAAUCACUCUGCACAAACACCUGUUCAUCAGCCUCCUGAUUGAAGCCAUCGGAAAUAUCAGUUUAAAGUUGAUUCAGCUCCAUGUAAAUGACCUCAUUCAAGAGAAUCCUUCAUGGUGUAUUGCCCUUAACUUAUUGAGGAGGUACGCCAACCUGACUAAUUACAUGUGGUAUUUUUGUGAAGGGUAUUAUCUCCAUAAGCUCCUUGCAAGUGCCUUCGCGGAACAGAACAACCUCAUUACCUUCUAUCUCAUCGGCUGGGUGCUUCCCCUGAUCCCGCUCUCCAUCUACGCCAUAAUCCGAGCAAUAGGCGCUCAUAACUCCCACUGCUGGCUCGUCCCGCUCGAACUGGACUGGAUCAUCAACUUCCCUCCCCUUCUGGCUCUUGUAGUAAACGUCGUUUUCCUCGUCAAUAUUAUACGCAUUUUGGUGAACAAAGUCCGGGCGUCUAACAGCAAUGAACCGAGUCAAUACAGGAAAGCCGUUCGAGCAACUAUGAUGGUCAUUCCUCUGUUUGGUCUCCAGUACAUAGUGACCAUUUAUCGUCCUCACGGUGUGGGUUGCGACUGGUACGACUUUUAUCAGACGUCCAACAGCAUCAUUGAAGGAAGCACGGGAGCUGUUGUGGCGAUCAUAUUCUGCUACACGAAUGGCGAGGUGAAAACUCUACUGCGGAGGUCGUGGGUGAGACUCCAGGAGCGCCGUGCCCCGAGGGACAGCUACCGCGGAUCGCUAGCUGUGCGAAGCCGCAGCUGCUCCACCGUCCAGACGACGCUCCUGGACCCGAGCCCAGCCCGGCGGAACUCGUCCAUUGUGUCUAUAUGUGCUAACUCCCAAAUUGUCCGAAGAAGUAACAGCGGUGCUAAUUCUCAGACGCUCACUCUGAGGGGUUCCAGAACCAGUAUUUCUCAGCUGCCCCAUCCAAACUCCAACGCCGAUAGCGGAGUGAUGGCCCUCGCUUCUGCUCGCAGGUCGCCAAAGGUUACCGGCGAGAGGAUGAAUGCUGCAGGAAGUGAGAGAGCUUUAUCCAGCAGGAAUUCGACACUCAAUCUGGAUUCUAACUCUGUGUCACGAUCUCCCAGUCUUCUGGAGGAAAUAGAAGACGAUUUCCCCAACUGCAGAAUUGAGGCGGCGAGAGAAAAAGGGGAAUCCCAGCUAGCGGUAGUGUUUCGAAAGGACGAUAACGGAUCUUCUGUUAGCAUAAACGUAACGGGGCAAACCAACAGUGACCGAAUUAGUCAAGAAUAAAAUCUCGAUUAAAAUAAUUUUGUGAUACGUGUUUUCAGAAACAUUCAGUGGAGGGAAAUACUGCGUGGAAAAGUUUUUCUCAUAUCAAUAUCACUCGUGUUCCUACUACACCGCUUUGAGUUUUAAAAUACUGGAUAUUUUAUUUCAAAAAUAGCAGGAACACAAACAAGAUGAAAACAAUAACACCGUGUGCACUUCUAAGAAAUUCUCAGUUUUCAUCACAGUGAAAGCUAUAUUUCUUCCGUGCGCUCACAGGGGCUGACCGCUUCUUCUUUCUGUCGUUUUCUUCGGAAUUUUUGUCCUAUUUUACCAUUUUUCUCUCUACAAAUACUGUUCUCUCUAGUAAAUAUCUAAUUUCAGGCCAAUUUUCAGUACAGAAAGGACGUCAAACUUAAAUAUUCCCAUUAUUUAUUUAGCCAUUGAAUAACUUCAUUGCUAUGCUAAUCUUAUUCUUGUUUAUGUAACAUGGUCUGCACAAAGUUAGCGCCAAAACGAUCUCAAACAUAUUAAGUACACGAGGGUUAGCAUAUCCGCAUAUCUCUCUAUAAACACGACACGCACGAGAGUAAGGGAAAUGAGUUUGCAAUAUUCAAACCAUCAGAUCUCACACCUAAAAUAGUAAUGUUCCGAAUCAAGUCUAAUGAGGUUCAGAAGGAUUUACGGAUAAAAUGGCAAUAAUGAUUUAAUAAUUACACAAAAUUAUUCAUAAAGGAUAUGACUAAUGGUACAUCACCGGUUACACUCAUUCAUUCAGUACCACAGCGCCACUUUCCCAUUGGCCCCAAAAAUGAUAAUUUUAAACCUAAAAUCAUUCAUUUUUCAUGUGUACAUUUUCAUCUUAAUGACACAAAGCGAGAGACAGAAGGAAGGAAAGUAAUCUUACCUCCUGCAUCUCCAAUAUAAAACAUGUCAGCUGGAUCACUACGAAUAGCCAAUGAAAAUAUAUUUUAGUUUUCUGUUAAAUAUACAUACAUACA
Molecule: messenger RNA, 4117 nt
Organism: Macrobrachium nipponense
Lineage: Eukaryota; Metazoa; Arthropoda; Malacostraca; Decapoda; Palaemonidae
Exons: 13
Coding region: 603-3140 (845 amino acids)
Biological process (GO): adenylate cyclase-modulating G protein-coupled receptor signaling pathway; cell surface receptor signaling pathway
Cellular component (GO): plasma membrane
Molecular function (GO): G protein-coupled peptide receptor activity
Source: RefSeq, a predicted model, not a curated record